AUGAGCGACGAGGUCAAGAGCAUGGGCUCUGUAUCGGCGGACACAGCGCAUGACAGCUCCCGCGGCAGCGCCGGUGACGGCUCACCUGCUUCAGUCGACCAUGCCAGCACCACCACCGACGGCAUCGUCCUGCGCCGCAAGAAGCCCAUUGCCGGCUGGCGAUUGGCCGUGAUAUUUGCAUGCAUCGGCAUGGGCCUCUUCCUCUCACUUCUCGAUGCCACUGUUGUCGCCACCAUGCUCGUCGACAUUUCCGCAGAAUUUCAAGAUUUCAAGACGUCGUCCUGGGUCGUCCUAGCCUACACUCUCACUGAAGUCGGCUUCGCUGUCGCCAUGGCCCGCCUCUCCGACGCCUUUGGCCGCAAGACCAUUGUCUGCGUCUCUUUUGCCAUCUUUCUCGCCGCGUCCAUGGGAUGCGCCGCCGCCGCCAACCUCGACCAGCUCAUUGGCUUCCGCGCCGCUCAGGGUGUCGGCGGCGCUGGCCUCUACAGCAUGGCCAUGAUCACCUUUCCCGAGCUGAGCCCGCCGUCGCGCGUCGUCCUCGUGACAUCGGCCCUCGGCGCCAUUGUCGCCCUCGCCGGCGUCUGCGGGCCCGUCAUUGGCGGCUUGCUGACCACGUAUGUCGGUUGGCGCUACGUCUUUUGGAUAAACGGUCCCUGUGCUUUCGUCCCCGGUGUCUUGCUCUUGUUCCUCUGGCCCAAAGACUACCAGCUCUUUGUCAGGAUUAACCCGCGCCGGCUCGACUAUCUCGGCGCCAUCCUGAUCCUCGCCGCCACCGUCCUGCCCGUCUUCAUUAUCAACCAGGCCGCCAUCCGCGACUACACCUGGCGCUCCGGCACCACCAUCAGCGUGCUCAUCAUCGGCGGCCUUUGUUGGGUCGCCCUCGUCUUCUGGCAGCGCCAGCUCGCCCGCGAUACGCGUCUCAGCCACAUCCGACCACAACUGCCCUAUCACAUCCUGACCAGCCGCGUCAUGCUCGCUGCCAUAUUUGACACGUUCUUGUCCGGCUUCGUCCUACUCCUCGCCAUUAUCAAUAUUCCCCUGCGCUCGCAAAUCGUCAACCUCUACGGACCUGUCAAAGCCGGCGCCCUGCUGCUGCCCAUGAUGGGUGGCGGCGCGGCCGGCUGCGCCCUCGGCGGCGCCCUCUCCCUCCGCCGCAACAACACCUUUCCGGUACUCGUCGUAGCCAGUGCCAUCCUGGCCAUCUCCUCGGGCGUUCUCUCCCGCCUCCCGGAGGAAACCGCGCCGCCGGCGUGGCAGUGGGGUCUCGAGGCCGUCCUCGGCGUCGGCGUGGGUUUGAAGAUUUCGAGCACCACGUUCCUCGCCGUCCUUCAGUCCGACUUUGAAGAUCACGCCAUCUCGCAGGGCAUUAUUGCGCAGAUGCGUGUCUUUGGCGGCAGCCUCGGCGUCGCCGUCAGCAUUGUUGUGCUCAUUACCAAAAUCCAAAACGGGCUGCAGGGCAGCCUCACGCCCGACCAGCUCGCCAGCUUUUACCGCUCGCCGCUAGCCCUCUUCCAGUUCUCCCCCCAGCAGCAACUUGUCGCGCGACGGGCCUUCAUCGACGCCUUCCGCGUCGACAUGUACAUUUGCGUCGGCGUCUCCGUCGCCUCGCUGUUCGCCGCCCUCUUCACGUACCAGCGCCACCCGCCGUCGGUCCAGUCCAAGCUGGCGGACCUUGAAAAGGAGCUAGCGAGGAGUGCGGCGCUGACGGAAGCCUCUGAAACAGCAGAGGCAUAA
Molecule: messenger RNA, 1734 nt
Organism: Cordyceps militaris CM01
Lineage: Eukaryota; Fungi; Ascomycota; Sordariomycetes; Hypocreales; Cordycipitaceae
Product: MFS multidrug transporter, putative
Exons: 6
Coding region: 1-1734 (577 amino acids)
Biological process (GO): transmembrane transport
Cellular component (GO): membrane
Molecular function (GO): transmembrane transporter activity
Source: RefSeq, a predicted model, not a curated record